AUUAUUUACGCAUAUUAUCGGGGCACCGUUUGAGCUCAUCAACAACCUGCUGCGAAAGUUAUUUGGAGAAGUUAGGUGGUGCGAAAUGUGAUUUUGAAUGGGAACUCCCUCUUUUUGAUUUCCAAAGUUUUGAGUUUGCGGACGGAUGAACUAAGCCACUCCACUCGAGCAAACUUUCAUCCGAGUUGCAAUAGAAAUACUUCGACGAUGCGGGACCGAACCAAAGAACUGGGCAACACGGCUAAUGCCUCGGAUGAAGAUGAAGAAACCACAGGUCUCAUGAUAAAGCCUGGUUCUGGGACCUCAGGAAAAGAAGAGAAAGAAAAUGAAGUCUUCUUUAGAAAGGUUCAGGAGAUUCGAGAGUGCCUUGAAACUUUUAAGAGAAAGGUGUCUGAAUUGGAGAACAAACAGAAAACCGUAUUAGGAGUUGCACUUCCAGAAGACAGUAUGAAAAAGGAACUUCAGUCUCAUAGGGAGGAUAUCAAAGGCAUGGCCAGCCAGAUCCAAAAGAAGUUAAAAAGCAUUGAACCUAAGAAAGCUGAGAGUGAUGACAGAUAUAUUUCAGUACAAGUGAGAAUGCAAAGAGGCCAGCAUGCUAUUUUGUCCAGAGAGUUUCUCGAACUGAUGGGUCACUGUAACACGAUUCAAGCCCAGUACAGAGACAGAAAUGUGGAGAGGAUACAAAGACAACUCAAAAUCACUGGUAACAAUGUGACAGAUGAGGAGCUGGAAUCAAUGCUUGAAAGUGGGCAAACGGAUGUUUUCACACAAAAUAUUUUGAAUGACGCUAAAGCAACCAGACAAGCUCUGAAUGAGAUCGAGUCACGACACGACGAGAUCAUUAAACUGGAGAAAUGCAUCAAAGAGCUUCAUGACAUGUUUAACUACCUUGCUAUGGAGGUACAAGCACAGGGUGAGAUGGUGAACCGAAUUGAGGAGAACAUUAAGAUGUCCCAUAACUACGUGGAAAAGGCUGUUGCAGACACAGCUGCUGCUGUAGAAACGUCCAAAAAAGUGCGCAAGAAAAAGUUAUGGAUUGCAUUAUGCCUUGCUGUUUUACUUGUUAUAUUAGGCAUUAUUUUGGCUAUCACUUUUAGUUGAGGUUCUCUCUAUUAGUCUAUCAGGCUUCCAGGCAGUGACUUCCUUCAGUCUUUUUCAAACUUGCAUAUGGCCAUGCACACAUAUGACCUCUGUCGGUAUCCCAACUCUUCUGGUGGCUACAGGUGCUGGACUUUAAAGCGCUCAUCAUUUCUUUGUCCAACAAAGUUAAAACGUGUUAGAAUUACUGAAAGUGUAUCAGCUGCUUUACCUGGAUGUAUAAAAAGGUUACUUGGCCAUUUUAAUAGAUUUAUGAAUUAUUGUGUGGACUGGAUUUCCAAGACGGUGGAUCUCAUUUGCAGAAAUCAUUAUUAAAACAUGGUAAUGAAUUGCAUAGAGAAGUCAGGGAAAUGUACUAAAAUUCUUAAUAUAUUACACUUUCCUUUUAAAAGGCAUGCUCAACAACACGAAGGGAUGGGCUGUUUGUCUGUGGCCUAACAUUUAGAUGUCGUCUUUUAUUUGUUCAGAUUUUUCAGUUUGUAGUGCCAUUUCAGACUUGAAGUUUGCUAACACCUGUGUAUAUAUCUAUAAAACACUUGUUUUAUACUCUGCUUUUGCAUUUCAGCAUCCAAAUUUCAAAAUACUGGUCUCACAAUAACAUGAUGCAUAUAUGUAUAUUUUAACUAAUUUGUGCUCUGUCCCAGUUAAGGCGUGCACUUUUUAAGAAAUUAUGUAUAGUAGUGCCUCAACCUUGGUGCCUUUUCUUGAGAAGUAACUUUAUUUGGCAGUCACAACAGAGACCGUAAAAAGCAAGAUCACCCAAACAAGUGUAGUAAAUCUGUAUUCAUUAUGCACAUACUCCCACACAUUAACUCAUUCUAAUGUAAAAAAUUCAUUUUUAAAUAAAGUACAUUAUAUGUCACAUUG
Messenger RNA from Triplophysa rosa, 1965 nucleotides. RefSeq names its product syntaxin 4 (gene stx4). Gene Ontology annotation, cellular component: SNARE complex; plasma membrane; endomembrane system. Gene Ontology annotation, biological process: intracellular protein transport; vesicle fusion; exocytosis. Gene Ontology annotation, molecular function: SNAP receptor activity; SNARE binding. The record is from RefSeq and is a predicted model, not a curated record. The transcript is spliced from 11 exons. NCBI's taxonomy places the organism in Eukaryota, Metazoa, Chordata, Actinopteri, Cypriniformes, Nemacheilidae. Bases 208 to 1101 code for a protein of 297 amino acids.